GCACCCCAUCCGCUGGCUCUCACCCCUCGGAGACGCGCGCCCGACAGCAGAGAACUUGCCGCCCAGCCACGCCCGCACGCCAGCCACCACAAGAGUUUGGGCAAGAGGGGAGAAAAGUGAUCCAGCAGGAGGAACUUCCAAUUUGAUUUUGAAAGUGUCUAAACUGGCGGGGCCCCCACCUUGCACCUCUCGCCGCGCGCUUCUUGGUCCCCGAGACUUGGAACGAAGUUGCGCGAAGUUUUCAGGUGGAGCAGAGGGGCAGGUCCGGGCCAGACGGCACCCAGAGUCCGCAAGAUGCUAGGUAGCAAGCGACUGGGGCUGUCCGGACUGACCCUCGCCCUGUCCCUGCUCGUGUGCCUGGGUGCGCUGGCCGAGGCGUACCCUUCCAAACCGGACAACCCGGGCGAGGACGCGCCAGCGGAGGACAUGGCCAGAUACUACUCGGCGCUGCGACACUACAUCAACCUCAUCACCAGGCAGAGGUAUGGCAAACGAUCUAGCCCAGAGACACUGAUUUCAGACCUCUUGAUGAGAGAAAGCACAGAAAAUGUUCCCAGAACUCGGCUUGAAGACCCUUCAAUGUGGUGAUGGGAAAUGAAACUUGCUCUCUGGCCUUUUCCUAUUUUCAGCCCAUAUUUCAUCGUGUAAAAUGAGAGUCCACCCAUCCUACCAAUGCAUGCAGCCAUUGUGCUGAAUUCUGCAAUGUUUUCCUUUGUCAUCGUUGUAUAUAUGUGCAUUUAAAUAAAGUAUCAUGCAUUCAAAAGUG
This is a messenger RNA of Mandrillus leucophaeus (drill), 766 nucleotides long. It is a transcript of the gene NPY, whose product is annotated as neuropeptide Y. The record is from RefSeq and is a predicted model, not a curated record. Gene Ontology annotation, biological process: neuropeptide signaling pathway; feeding behavior. Lineage: Eukaryota; Metazoa; Chordata; Mammalia; Primates; Cercopithecidae. Gene Ontology annotation, molecular function: neuropeptide hormone activity; neuropeptide Y receptor binding. The transcript has 5 exons. Gene Ontology annotation, cellular component: extracellular region. Bases 295 to 588 code for a protein of 97 amino acids.